GAAGCCGUUCCCUGGUGGACGUGUUUUGGUUGAGGUGCGCGCCCGGGGGGAUCGAUCAAAAUUCGAUCGCAACAGGACACAGUGUGUUAACGUUUGUGUGCGUGUGUACGCGUGUGUGUGUAUGUGCGUGUGUUCUGUGGUAGUGUUCGGGUAGUGCCCUCUCCCGGCUAGUGUCGGCAGUGCCUCGAUCAAUCCUUGGACUCGACUCAACACAACUCAAUCCACGACGCAGCCGACGAUGGAGCAGCUGUCGCUGUGCUGGAACAACUUCAAGGAGAACCUGGCCGAAGGAUUCCAGUCGUUGCGCGAAAAGGGUGAACUGUUCGACGUGACGAUUGCGUGCGAUGGUCGCCAGUUCCAGGCGCACAGUACGGUGUUGGCCGUGUGCAGCACCUACUUCCGGGAGAUACUCGUGGAAAAUCCGGCGCGACCGUCCAUCAUUAUACUAAAGGAUAUCUCGGGCCACCUGAUGGAGCUGCUGCUCCGCUUCAUGUACAAUGGCACAGUAAUCGUAGACAAUGCGGAGCUGGAGUCGCUGAUGAAGCAUGCCGAGCACCUGCGCAUCAAAGGGCUGACCCAGCGGGUCCGCUCCGGCGCCCCCAGCCCCGUACCGUCCGGUUCGGUGCGCCUCGGCCACAGUGACAGCAGCGGUGGUCACAACAAUGGCCACCUGCACGGUUCUUCGUCGCCACCGUUGUACGCGGGUGUUGCAGCUAGCGGUGGUGCUGGUGGCGGUGGUGGUGGUGGCGGUGUAGGUGGUAGCGGCGCGCUGCACAUCCCGAGCCCAACCCACAGCGAAUCCGAGGAGCACACACAUCACGCACAUCACCGUAAUCACCAUCACGGGCCCGGCCGGUUGCUCAAACGGAAAUGGAACGAGGAUCUGGAGGACGAGCUCAACUCCGAUACCAGCUCGGACGUGGAGUAUACCAACCAUACCCGCACCGAUCACCAUCACCAGCACCAGCAGCACCAGCAGCAGCAGCAGCAGCAACAGCAACACCAUCAGAACCAUAACCUCAACCAUCACCAUAACCUCAACACUGGCAGCACGGUCGCAGCUGGGGCAGGCUUGGAGCAAGGAUCGAGGCGCAGUCCGCCGUCGAUGGUGUUUCGGCUUCCGCGCACCGGCUCGGACCACUCGCUCGGUACGGGUGCGGUCGACUAUACCAGCCCGGGCGGUGGUUCCGCACAACAGCAGCAACAACAACAACAACAACAACAACAACAACAGGCGCUCUUUCCAAACUUUGAACGAAUCCACGGUAACUUCAUCGCUUCCGUUGCUUCGGCGGCGGCGGCAGCAGCGGCAACCACCACGACGGUGGCCACCGCCGGCGACGAAGGAACGGCAGCCACGGGAAACGGUGGCGUUAGCGUUGGUCCGACCCACAACGAUUCCACCGGUUCAACCGACAGCUUCCCGACCCGAUCGCCCCGGCUCAUGGACGUACCGGCAGUUGCGCCAGGCGAGAAGUGGUUCCAGGGGCGACUCCAGUUCAUGCUGAGCCAACGCGGGAAACCGCUCCUGGUGCACGAUGGCCACUCGUUCGGCAUUCAGUACAUACGGAAGGACAAGAAGUACUGGCAGUGCAAUCUGUCGCGCAAGUAUAACUGCAAGGCGCGCGUCACCACCACCGACACCGGCGACAUCAUCGUCACGAACAACGAGCACUGCCACACGGAGAUCCGGCAGCACUUGCGCAAGGACUACAAAACGAUGAAGCUGGCGGCGACGCUGGCCGCGACUCGUGCUUCCUUCGAUGCGACCAACCUGGCCGUCGCCUCCUCCGCCGCCAGCGCCACCGGCGGUCACGCGACGACAGCAGCGGCGGCGGUGGCGGCAGUGGCAGCGGCGGCAGCGGCCGCUGGGACCCAGCAGGCCGCCACCGAACCGGACCAGAUGCUGACGCUCAAUCUCAGCAGCAGCCUGUGGCCGAUCAAGCGCGAAACGAACCAGUGCAACGAUUGAGGCCCACUCGAAACCCCCAUCGAACGCCAUGCGCUGUGAUGCGCCCACUGAUGCCAUAUGUUAUUGUAUUUUGUUGUAGUCCCUCGCCCGCCCCUCUCAUCCCUUUCCUUUCUUCCUCUAGCAUCCCCAUUUUUUUUUUUAAACAUUGUUACAAUGCUCACAAUUAUUGAUCCCCAGUCGUCGUCGUCGUCGUGGUCGUCGUCGUUGAACGCCAUCGGACGUUCGCGACCUUCUGCGUAAAACAUCUCUCUUUUUGCAAACUCAUACCACUGGGUGCCACUAUAGCAUUAGUGCGAGCUAGCGAGCUUUAACACAACUGGUCGACGACGGCAACAGCAUACUAUUUAGUGCGGUUUAGUGAAGUAACACGAUGCUCAACUACUACUAUUAUUAACCUUUAGCAGCUACAUCGAGGCAACUAAUAAAAUGAUAUUCCGAGCGACUCUCCAAAGAACAGAAAACACACUCACACGGAUCCGGUGGUGGAAGGCGCAGACAAGGUGUGAAACGUACCAAUCAGGAUAUUCGAUAGUGGCGCGACUCAUCUUGGCUCCGGGAGGUAGUAAAGUACAAGUAUAGGCGAAUUAAAAGCAUAGACAUGACUUACGUUUGUUAACCGA
Messenger RNA from Anopheles aquasalis, 2592 nucleotides. Its product is annotated as longitudinals lacking protein, isoforms H/M/V-like. The record is from RefSeq and is a predicted model, not a curated record. Gene Ontology annotation, molecular function: protein binding. Gene Ontology annotation, cellular component: nucleus. Lineage: Eukaryota; Metazoa; Arthropoda; Insecta; Diptera; Culicidae. Gene Ontology annotation, biological process: regulation of transcription by RNA polymerase II.